UCUUCUGCAUUUCUUUUUUUGUUCUCACAUAAAGGCAACCUCCUCCAACAUCCUCAUCUUCAUCCUGUAGAUGACUUCUACACUGUGUGUCAGCAAAACUUUAUUUUUAAACAAAGGAAGAGAAAGGAUUAAAUGUUACUUGUUUACAAAACGAUUUAUUUAGACAGCUGGGAAGGUUUGGUACUUUUUCAAAUGCAGAUUUUGGGAUUGGGUAAACAGGAUAUAGCAUAAUUUCCCAGUGGUUGUGUGAAUGCUUAACACCCAUGUACGUCUAUACUUCACCUUACACAGGCUGAGCUGUUGAGAAAGGAAACAAAAUGACUGAUCCAAACAAACCAGAAGUUGUGCUGGACUUCUCGGACCUUUACGAAGUGAUGUUCAACUACACGGAUGGUCUGAACAACAGUUAUAUUCUAGAUGAGGCAACCCUUGCCUGCCAGAUAUUUACUUUAUCGUUCUUCAUGAACAUUGCUAUGUGCAUUCUGUUUGUGCACAUCUUCCUCCUUGCCAUUCCUGGUAACAUCACUGUCGGCCUGGUGAUCCUCUGGAACUUGCGCUUCCUUUCUCCAUCUGACAUUUACCUGUUUCACCUGAUAAUCGCGGACCUGCUGAUGGCCCUCACGCUCCCCUUCUUCUCCACCUCUCUCAUCGUUGGAUGGGUCUUCGGAGAUGCCAUGUGCAAGCUAAUCAGCUUAGUUAAAGAAGCUAACUUUUACACCAGCAUCCUCUUUUUGGUUUGCAUUAGCGUCGAUCGCUACAUGGUCAUUGUGCGAGCCAUGGAGGCCCGGAAGGUCCAAAGGUUCAUGUGUACCUGGAUAGUUUGCGUUGUGGUCUGGAUAGUUGGUAUCGUACUCUCCCUCCCUGCCGUGUACAACAACGCUCAUUACAUCAAAGGCAACGACUUGCAGAUUUGCGCCGAAAGUUAUGAAUCAGACAUCGCAGACGAAUGGAGGAUAGCGAAUCGUCUAAUGAGGCACCUUCUGGGCUUCCUGCUACCUCUAUGCAUCAUGCUGACGUGCUACGGCCUGACGGUGGCUAGGCUGCUGCGUACGCGAGGUUUUCAGCGCCAGAGAGCCAUGAAAGUGAUUGCAGCUGUGAUGGUGGCGUUCUUAUUGUGCUGGAUGCCCUUCAACUUGGCCACCAUGGUUGAUACACUUUUGAGAGCCAAUCUGAUGGAAAAUGGCUGUCAGGCUCAACACGCUGUAAGCUUGGCCAUGUUUGUCACACAGAGCCUGGCGCUGCUGCACUGCUGUAUCAACCCCUUGUUGUACGCCUUCGUGGGAGAGAAGUUCAGGAAAAGGUUCUUUCACAUGAUAAAAAAGACACGGCCAAUAGAGCGUAGCACGCCAUCGAGGUCCACAAGGUCCACCUCGCAGACUUCAGAGGGUGCAUCUCACUUACUUUGAGUAACAGGUUUUGUAGAAUGUCACAGCAUGGACAUGAAUGCCUAAAAAUGAUAUUUAUUAGGAAAGGGAUGCCAAUGUACUGUAUACAAGUGCGUAUCAUAAAGUCUCAAGACUAGUUUGGUAUCACAGCCCUGCAAACGCACAUCUCCAAAAAGUGAACAAAUCAGAUUGUGAUAAUGUGUUAAAUAAUUUUUUUACUGUUGGUUACUCCAAAGUGGGCAUUAGUUGUGAAAUUUGAAAUUAAUUAAGUAACCAUGAAUUUGAGUAACCAUAAUAUGGAAGUUAUAAAUAUUAUAUACACAAAUCAGGUAUUACAUUAUGACCACCUGCCUAAUAUUGUGUUCUGACCUGUCAAGCAUUAACAGCAUGAACUUCUUCAGCAGUUUGAGCUUUAGGAGCUCUUCUGUUGUAUCGUCCACACGGGCCGUCAAUGAGCCUCGACCGUCCAUGACCCUGUCACCGGUUCACCGCUGUUCCUUCCUUGGAGCACUUUUGAUACUGUCCACUGCAGACCAGAAACAUCCCACAAGAGCUGCAGUUUUGGAGAUGCUCUGACCCAGUCGUCUAGACAUUACGCUUGCCCAUUCUUCCGGCUUUGAACACGUCAACUUUGAGGACAAAAUGUUCACUUGCUGCCUAAUAAAUCACACGCACUAACAGGUGCUAUGAUGUAGAGA
Silurus meridionalis is the source of this 2083-nucleotide messenger RNA. RefSeq names its product C-X-C chemokine receptor type 1 (gene cxcr1). Lineage: Eukaryota; Metazoa; Chordata; Actinopteri; Siluriformes; Siluridae. Gene Ontology annotation, cellular component: membrane. The transcript is spliced from 2 exons. The coding region runs from base 318 to 1406 and encodes 362 amino acids. The record is from RefSeq and is a predicted model, not a curated record. Gene Ontology annotation, molecular function: C-X-C chemokine receptor activity. Gene Ontology annotation, biological process: immune response; G protein-coupled receptor signaling pathway; neutrophil chemotaxis.